AUUUGGUAUUGCUCAUCCGCAAAAAAAUGUUUACUACAAUUAUCAUAACUGUACCAGUGGUCUACCAAAAAUCAAAGCUGAAGAAUUAGGUUGAUGAAGCAAGUAAAUGAAGAUCUGUCCAGCUCAUCAAAUAAAUGAUUGAUCUUCAAUUUUCCACAAUUUUUCAGAAUUCAGAUCGUAUUUUAUUUCUUUAUUUAUUUUUAUAUAUUCGUUGAUUUGCUCAAUGAUUUUCUUACGUGACAGUAAUUUAUUAACAAAUAUAUGCGUACCUUAUUGAAUUUAUGGCGGCAUGGGCCUCCAAAGCUACAGUGUUCUACCUUCAUGCAUUUUAUUUUGAUUUUUUUUUUUUUUUUGGUUUUCUGGGAGGGGCAGAAAUCUCACAACAAAUUUUUCUUCAAUAUUUGCUAAAGAAAAGAAAAAAGCCUUUGGAUUCUUUUCAUUCCUGCUUUCCAAUUGGGUGCUUAAUUUUGACCGAAGAGAAAAUGAUAUCAAUUGAAAAUCAUGAUCAUGAUGAACUUUUCCAGUUCCUUGGUGUUCUUCCUCAACAGCAAAACAUGGCAUUACAGAGUGGACUUCUCACUCUGCAGAUGCCUAAAACAGAACCAACUCAGCUAAAAACUAGCAGAAAAAGAAAAUCUUGCCAAGAUCAAGAGAGCCCAGAAGAAUAUUUGAAGAAAAUCAUUCACAGGGAUGUUGAAAGACAGAGGAGAAAAGAAAUGGCUACUCUUCAUAGCUCUCUCAGAUCACUGGUCCCUUAUGAGUUUGUCCAGAAGAGGUCUUUAUCGGUUACCAGAAAAGAGAAGAGGUCUAUUUCUGAUGAUAUGCAUGGGGCUGUGAACUAUAUAAAGCAUCUUAGAGGGAAGGUGGAUGAGCUGAUGAAGAAGAGAGAUGAGUUGCAGAAGCUGAUGAAAUGUGGCUGUGGUUCUAAUUGUUCUUCGAACGGCUCGUGCUUCUCAGUGAAUUAUGAGAAGACUAGUGUAACAGUCCAAAGCAGUAUCACAGGGAUGCAAGUCAUUAUUAGGACUGGUUUGCUUAAAGGGUUGCUCCUUUCGAAAGUAUUUCGAGUUCUAAAUGGCGAAGGGAUGGCUGUUGUAAGUUGCACCUCCACCAGAGCAACUGAUGGACAGAUUCAUGCAAUUGAAUGUGAGAUUGAUGCUGGGAAGAGCCCUGAUCAAAUUAACCUGCAGAAGAGACUGGAAGACUUGGUUUCUGAACUAUGAUCAAUUUUCUUGAGGAUUUAGUGCAUUUUGAAAUUAGACCCUUCAUGAUUCCUGAGGUUGAGCUCAUCUAUGCAGGGUAUAUUUGUACUGUAUUUGCCGGAAUAAUUGAGUUGUAACUUGGAAGUCAAAAGCAUAGAAAGCACUUGUUCUGGAUAGUGUGAAAAAUCUCAUCCUGUGAACUUCUUGUCCUUUGAAUCUUUUGAUUAAAGAAAAAAACGAAAGAGGUGUUUGUGUUUGUAAUCUUAGAGUAAUUUUUUUCAUCAAUCUUUUGGAUACCUUUGUAAUGUAACAAAGAAUGGAAAACUAAAAAUAGUGAAGGUUUUUAUUGAACAUUGCUGGUAACAUAAGCUUUGGAGUUGACAGGCCUAACUUCAUUGAAUCAUGAACACACAACAGACUUACCAACUCGAAAAGAUAACAAAAAUAAUCAAGCAUCUUAGUCUAAAUGAGAUGAAAAGCUUAUGAAGAGGAUUUAGUAGUAUCACUGGAUGAUUCGUCAACUUCCUGAAGUUUAGAGUCUUCAGGAGAUUCUUCCUUCUUCCCGAACAGUUUGUGCUGAAUAUGCUGAGCGAAAGUGCGAGGAGGAUAGCGAGGAGGGCGGGUCUCUGACACAGUUUCCGGCAGUGGCUUGAGGAUGAUCUUUUCCUUUGGUGGCUCACAGAAAACAGCCCAAGAAAUUCGCACUUUCUCCUUGUUCACAAGGCCUCUGUGCAAAAUGCUUUUGUACUUACCAUUGCUAAGAAUCUCAAUAGUGUCUCCAAUGUGCAUGAUUAUGGAAUCAGGAACACAUUUAGCAGUAAUCCACUUGCCUUCAUAGAACAAUUGCAGGCCAGGCACCAUGUUAUGAAGUAUGAAAGUCAGUGCACUUACAUCAGUGUGAGCUUCGACGCCUAAUGCUAGUUCGGGUUGAGGACAUUUGGGAUAGUAAUUGAUCUUCUUCUGAAGAAUCAGUUCUUCCAUGCCUCCAACUUCCUUUUCCAGCCUCCCUUCUUCUAGUCCCAACCCAAGAGAGAGCACUGAUAGUAUCUUGCUCACCAGGAUCCUCAAUCGCUUCGCGUAUUCCAUCACAGCAGGACUUAAAUACAACACAAUGUCUUAAGUUUCACUCAACUAAUUUAUAAACAGAAAGAAGAUUUCCAACAGAACUUACAUGUAGUCAGCUGGAGUUUUAGGCCAAAUGGACAUAUCCCUUUUGUCCUCAGGGAAAAUGGUGUGGAAAAAGUAGUCCUCCCAUUCAAGGCUACCACUGGCAGUGUUGGCUAGUUUGCUACCAUAUCCCUGAAUAUUCCCUGAGGCCUGAUCAUUAGCAUACUUCUCCUUUUCUUCAACAGGGAGAUCAAAGAAUUUUUGUCCGGCUUCCUUGACGCGAUCAAUGAGCUCAACCGGAAUUCCAUGGUUGACAAGGUGCAUAACUCCCCACUGCAUUGCAGCAUUCUUCAGCUCAUCCCGGCAUUUAUCGCGAACUUCUGUGUCCUCUGCUUCGAUCUGACUCAGGUCAAUCGUUGGAACUUGAGGCCCUUGGAGGUUUUUCUCUUCCUCAAACACAUUUCCCAUGGAGGUCAGCUCUUCUUGAGGCCUCACAUACUCUUUGGGUAUCAGUUGAAUCCCACUGCUAGCUAGGCUUUCAACUCUGCUUGCCACAGCUGCAGCCAUAUUAAUUUGUGUCUACUUCAAGAUGAAAUUUUGAUUCUCCUUUGUUUUUUAAAGGAUGUAGAAUACUGAAUCAAGAUUUGAGUAGGCUUGAAACAAGAUUUGGGUUUAUAUAAUGAAUGUUUUCUCAACCGAUUUAUGCAACAGAUACUUAACAUCCAAAUGCAACAUCUCAGUGAGCACAACCACCAAACGCCAACCUGUUUGAUUGACUGGAGGGUGGAUACACGAGGUUCGGUGCUUUCUAGCCU
Messenger RNA from Oldenlandia corymbosa var. corymbosa, 3121 nucleotides. The record is from the annotation of a GenBank genome assembly. NCBI's taxonomy places the organism in Eukaryota, Viridiplantae, Streptophyta, Magnoliopsida, Gentianales, Rubiaceae.